Gracilinanus agilis (Agile Gracile Mouse Opossum) is the source of this 667-nucleotide messenger RNA. It is a transcript of the gene NUPR1, whose product is annotated as nuclear protein 1, transcriptional regulator. Gene Ontology annotation, biological process: negative regulation of cell cycle; negative regulation of cell population proliferation. Gene Ontology annotation, cellular component: nucleus. Bases 100 to 348 code for a protein of 82 amino acids. The transcript is spliced from 3 exons. Lineage: Eukaryota; Metazoa; Chordata; Mammalia; Didelphimorphia; Didelphidae. The record is from RefSeq and is a predicted model, not a curated record.
GAAGCAGAGGAGAGAGACAGACAGACAGAGACAGAGACUGAUUCACAAACAAGAGAUCAGAUAGACUAGUUACUGAAAUAAUAAAGUUCUCCAGUACCAAUGGCUACAGCUCCGUUAGCUGCUCCACCACUCCAGCCCCUGAUCUUGGAGGACGAGGAGCAACAGUUCUUGGACCAGUAUGACACUUACAGCUUUACAGAUUCUUACCUGGGAAGAGGCAGCGGUAAGGGUCGUAGUAAGAGAGAAGCUGCUAACCAUACCAACCGGCACAGUCCAGGUGGCCAUGAACGGAAGCUGCUGACCAAGCUUCAGAACACAGAGCAAAAGAAACGUGGAACUAGGCCCUGAGCCUAGAACUGAGGCUGGGCCAGAGCAUUGAUACCAGGAUCACGGCCAUGGAUAUAGGGCAUCGGCAAGGAAGACAGGGCAAGAGAGAUAAGAUCUUAAUUUUCUCUGAUACCCUUCUAUCAAGAGAUGUACCCUCUCCAGCCUGGCUGGAGUUUGGAGGGGCCCAGCAAGUGACUUCCUUUAGCACUUGCAGUAAAGUUGAUGAGAAGCAGAUGGUAGGAAUGAAUGUGCAGAGAAGAGCAAGGGGCAAGAGGGAAUCUACCUGAAGAAACGGAAUCUAUCAAAGAAUAAUUGGUACAAUAAAGAAUUAAUCAGAGAA